This is a messenger RNA of Microplitis mediator, 3712 nucleotides long. RefSeq lists its product as uncharacterized. Gene Ontology annotation, molecular function: protein-arginine N-methyltransferase activity. Lineage: Eukaryota; Metazoa; Arthropoda; Insecta; Hymenoptera; Braconidae. The transcript is spliced from 7 exons. Gene Ontology annotation, biological process: peptidyl-arginine methylation. Gene Ontology annotation, cellular component: nucleus. The record is from RefSeq and is a predicted model, not a curated record. The coding region runs from base 107 to 1717 and encodes 536 amino acids.
GACAGUGACCUUUUAGUGUACGCACGUGUUUGUUGAAUACAAAAAAACAAAACGUGGUUUUACUACUAAAAUUUUGAACGAUAUCGAAUUAGAGUUUUAAAUUUAAAUGAGUAAAAUGGACCUGAAUAAUAGUGACAGUGAUGGCAGUGGUGGUGAUUGGGAUGAACUGAAUGAAGAUGAAUUGGUAAAUGUCAGUUGUUUAUUUUGCAGUGAUGAAUUUCGGGGUUAUGAUGAGGCUUUGAAUCACCUCAAGUUACACCAUCUAUUCGAUAUGCCAAAAUUAAUAAAGGAUUAUCAGCUAGAUGAUUAUUCUUUCAGAAAAUUUAUUAACUUUGUCAGACGGCAUAAAUUAAUGCCAAAUGAUAUUGGGUCAGUUAAAAAUGAUGCAUGGAAUAAUGACGAAUAUCUAACGCCGAUUAUUCCAGAUGAUGCCUGGUUGAUGUUCGAUAUUGAAGAAUUGGACGACAACUUAACGAACCAACGUACAAUUGACGUGAUUGAAGAAGUCAAUGAGCCCAAUACGUCAAGAAAGAGUGAAAAAUUGAACUCCUAUCCAGUUAAUGCUGAAAAUGGCUGUGUUACAUUAUCAGAACAACAUUUUGUUGAGUUACAAAAAACUAUAAAAGAAUUGAAGUCGCAAAUUAAGCAGCGCGAAGCAGCGUAUUAUUUUGCCAAAGAGCAAAUCGAGGAGAUGCAAAAAAAAAUACAAAAUAUCAUUAUUGAUGAUGAUGUAGACACACCCAAAAGACAAUUGAAUAAUAAGGGAGUUAUUAAUGACGAGGGUUACUUUAAUACUUACAGUCAUUUUGCAAUUCAUCACGAAAUGUUAACGGAUACAGUACGAACGGAAAGUUAUCGUGAUGCACUUUUAACAAAUUCUCAUUUGUUUAAUAAUUGUACUAUGCUAGAUGUCGGUUGUGGCACUGGUAUUUUAUCAAUGUUUGCUGCUAAAUCAGGAUGUAAAAAGAUAAUUAGUGUCGAUCAAUCCGAUGUUAUUUAUCAUGCAAUGGACAUUGUCAGAGAAAAUAAUUUAAGUGACAUCAUUGAAUUAAAAAAAGGACGACUAGAAGAUAUUGAUCUUGGGGUUGAUAAAGUCGAUGCCAUUGUAUCAGAAUGGAUGGGAUAUUUUCUAUUAUUCGAAGGAAUGUUAGAUACAGUAAUAUACGCACGUGAUCAUCAUUUAAAACCCGGUGGUAAAUUGUUACCCAAUCGUUGCACAUUAAGUAUCGUGGGAAGUGGUGAUACAAAACGUUACAUUGAUCUCGUAGAUUACUGGUCAAAUGUCUACGGCUUUAAAAUGAGUUGUAUGAAAGCCAAAGUUGUAAAAGAACCAAGCAUAGAAAUUUGUAAUGUUAAUGACAUCGUUACAAAUGUUGCUUUGAUUCAAGACUUUGAUCUUUAUACAGUUGAUACUAAUUAUAUGAAUUUCACUGCACCGUUUUCAUUUACUGUGAAAAAAACGGGCUCACUGACGGCCAUCGUUGGCUAUUUUGAUACGUUCUUUGAUCUUGAGAAUCCGAUAAAAUUCAGCACAGGGCCGCAUAGUCAGCCAACUCAUUGGAAACAAACAGUUUUUUCCCUCAGUGAACCAAUCAGCAUUACCGAAGAUGAAAUAAUCGAAGGAAAAUUAAUUUGUCAGCGACAUCCGAAAGAUAAUCGUGCGUUGAUAAUAACUAUUACAAUUAAAAACCAUAGUCAAGUAUAUUAUCUUGAUUAGAUAUAUAUACAUUUAAUAUACAACUGCCUGAAUAUUAAAUAGGAUUCAAUUUUUCAAAUAUAAUAAUCCCAUUAAUUGUUAUGCCUUAUUGUUAUUGAGCUUCCUUUUUGACAAUCAAUCAACCAAUUAAAUUGUUAUAAAUACUCCAUUGAAACAAUUAAAUAAGCGUAAUUUUUCCAAUUUGUUUGAGGUUAAGCACAAUUUUUAUAGCCUUGUAAAUUUUACGCUGCACUGAGAAAAAAUUUUUAGGUUCAAGUAAAUGCAUUUACUUGAAUAAUAUUUUAUUAGAUUAAGCAAGCAUUUGAGCCAAAUGUCCCUGUUUAUAAAAUCUCAUAGAAUCCAUUAGAUUCUCAUAAAUUCUUAUAGAAGUUUGAUAAGAAUGAAUGAGUUCUAUGAGAAGUGCUAUAGUUAAGUAUAGGGCCUUAUACAUACAGCUAUAAGAAUCUAUCGGAUUUUUUAAGCAGGGGUAUGUCUGUUCAAGUAUAAAAAUUUUUACUAGAUUAAAUAAAAUGUAUCAUUGCCAAUAUAUAUAUAUAGGAUAUUUACUUGCAUACGAAUUAUUUUUCUCAGUCUAAUAAUAAAUCAUUGUAUUUUUAAUAAAAUAGUUUUACAUUUAAAUAUUUAGUAGGUAUCAAUUACAAUAAUUGAAAGUAUAUGAAUAAGUAAGAUCUUCAGAACGUCUUAUGAAAAUAGUUUUUUUUCUUCUUAAUUAUACAAUCUAUACUAUUUCUUAUCACAUAAAUUAGGGUUUUACUUAAAUUACGUAACGCAUUUAGGAUCACUGAUCCCUACUCUUUUUAUGUAACAGAUCGUAUUAAAUAUCCCCCCUUUUACACGGAAAAAAAUAUUGUUUCUUGAACUAUCUAAAGUAUAGCGACUCGUAGAUCGUAACCACAAUAAUACGUAUACUUAUGGUAACGAUACCGUAUUGUUACUGUAACUAUCUAUCGUAUAGCUGCGAGACCUACACGACUUUUUAUAGUUGCCAGGUCACAUGGCGGUGUCUAACCUCACAUUUAUUUUCGCGCCAAGUGCGAUAAGUUUAAUUGCUGCUAGACGUUUAAUUAAAAAAAUCAAUUUAAAAAAAAACUAGUCAAAUUUAGAGAUAAAUUAUAUAUACAUGUAUAAUAACCUCCAAAAUUAAAAGAUAUAUUGAAUUUUAUAUAUAACCUUUAUGUAGACUAUAACUAGUAAAUAAGUUUUAUAAAUUAUUUUUGUUUUAUAAAAAUUAUUUAUUUAUUAAUGAUAAACAUUAUAAAAUAUGUCAUAUAAUUUGCAACAUGCAGGACUACAGAAAGGUCUCACAGCAAUACGUAUAGUUCUCAUAACGAUACCGUGUUGCUCUCAGAGCCAUCUGGCGUAUUGUUGUCAUAGCGAUAUAGUAAAUCGUUACAGUAACAAUCUAGUGUAUAGGUUAUGCGUAUUGUUUCUGUGACUAUACAAUAUACUUCUGAGCGCUAUAUUUUUUCCGUGUAAUUGUAAAAUCAAUUACAUUUAAUUAUAGGCGAAUUAUGCUACGCUAAUUUUAAUUAAAAAUUUUUCUUAAUUAUCAAGUUUUGUAAUUAUUUCAGUAAAUUAAGUACAGACAUGAAAAACGUCCUCUUACGUAAUUGAAGUACGACCUAGUAAUAAAAUUUAUUUGCAUUUAUAUCUUAAAGAUCUUGUUUCCUGUAUACUAAGUGUUAAAUAAUUGAGCUCGAUUUUGAAUUAUUAAAUUCUUGCAUUUAAGUAACACCAAAAUAGGCUUUGUUUAAAUGUAAUAAGUACAUGAAGUGUAAUUUAAAUAAACAAUUAAGUAAUAUAAAAAUUAGUUUAUCAAUAGUGUUAAUUGUUAUUUCUUGGGUUCAUUUUUUAACGACGGAAAUUAGGAUUGUCUGUUUGCCAACCUUUGGCAUUAGGACCAAAUUGAUAAACAAGUCGACGUCCUAACACAGGUUGAAAUAUUUUACUCUUGUAAUAGUAUCUAAAAUAAAAAAACAAUAUGAAAUAUAAUAA